AUGCCGACGGUCGACACCACCUUUGCCGCCGACGCGCCGGCGUGGCGCACCCGGCUCGUGGAAAAACUGCACACUGUGAUCCAGAGCUCGCCCAGCAGCCGCGACGCUGAUCUGCGCUUUGAAGGCUUUCGCCCGCUCUCCCCAACAACGUCCGACGGCGUCACGCGCUACAAGCGCAAGGCGCGACAACACUACUCGCGCUUUGACGAGGUUGUCGGUGUGAGUUCGUAUUCUGGGCACUUUAACUCGGUCGCGCGCCUCCUCUUCAACACUGAGACCUCGACGUGGCAGGCGCAUCUGCGACAAAUGCACGGCACGCGGUACGUCGACGGCGCCGUCCUCGCGGUUCUCGCCUCGCACACGGACGCACACAACGACUUUCAGUGGUUUGGCGUCAAGCGCCAGACGCUCCAGCUCGCAAUCGGUGGCGCGCCGUGGACUCGGCCCCGCGACGCCAUCUUCUACGAGUUUUGCGGCACGACCAAGGACCGAGAAGGCCAGCGCGCUUUUUUAUCUGCGUCGGGUGUCCGGCUACAGCUCAACGAGUGGGUUCUCAUCACCGAGGCCCACGACGGCGGCCUCGAGGCGGUCCAAUACUACCAUGCUGACCCGGGCGGGCACACCCCCGCGUUCGUCUUCCAGCGCCAUGCACUCAAACAGCUCUCGUUUUGCCCACGUGUGCGGGCCCUCGCCAACAAGCUGGCCAAAUCGACGGACCAAGAUCAUGGUCGCCACGCCCCCGCGCCAGAGCCCAAAGCGCUGGACGCACGGCCCAGUGGCAUACGGGACAGCGCCGCGACGGAAGCAUCGUCGGUGGGCCGCGCGUCGGCGGCGAUGGUCGAUGACAUGCGCCGUGUGCAAGAAGCCAUCUCGGAGCAGCGCAACUUGGUGCACAUGCUGCAGAUGCGCAUGACGAUCCAGUCCAUGGCCAGCACGUUGCGCAGCAGCGAACGGCUCUUGUACGAACAAGACAUGGACGAGCUAGACGUGGAUGAGCUAGGUACCGAGCUAGACGACAUUAGUAUUUAA
Saprolegnia parasitica CBS 223.65 is the source of this 1029-nucleotide messenger RNA. RefSeq lists its product as hypothetical. Lineage: Eukaryota; Oomycota; Saprolegniomycetes; Saprolegniales; Saprolegniaceae. The record is from RefSeq and is a predicted model, not a curated record. The transcript is spliced from 3 exons. The coding region runs from base 1 to 1029 and encodes 342 amino acids.